AUGGCGGGGAUUGGGCAAGAUGUCAGGCUGCUGGUGGAAGAAGACAGCACGGCGGAGGUGGAGGUGGUGACAGACGUGGAGCAGGAGCAGUUGUCCUCGCAGGAGCCAGAGGAGAACCCGGAGCAGGAACCUGCAAGGCCAGGAACCCCAAUUGACCUACCGGACCACACUGGAGGGGCUGGAGUCACUGGCGGCCCUUCAGGCAGUGAGUUUAACUCUGGGAAUGUGAAAGACCACAGGGCCUACAUUCGUAUCAGGUGGAGCAACCAUCAGAGCGAGGGUUACUUGGCUCAGAGAUGUGCCAUCUUCCAGGGCAUCACAUGCUUCUGGGCCCAAGCCCCAUCCUGA
Rangifer tarandus platyrhynchus (Svalbard reindeer) is the source of this 348-nucleotide messenger RNA. NCBI's taxonomy places the organism in Eukaryota, Metazoa, Chordata, Mammalia, Artiodactyla, Cervidae. The record is from the annotation of a GenBank genome assembly.